Molecule: messenger RNA, 1353 nt
Organism: Notodromas monacha
Lineage: Eukaryota; Metazoa; Arthropoda; Ostracoda; Podocopida; Cyprididae
Source: the annotation of a GenBank genome assembly
AAUAGCCAGAAAAUAUAACGAAAAAAUAUUAGUGUACCCAUUCGCUAUGUACGGAUUUCAAAAAAACUCUCCGCAUCCCUGCACCUGACAACGCAGCGAGCGAAAACAUAAACAACCCUGUGCGUCACCGCACUUCGAGCAGUGAGGCCAAUAUACGACAGCAAACCCAACAGUCUGUGACGUGACAAUAACAUCGCGCGAGAAAAACAUUGACAAAGGUGGCUUCGUGUUUUUCAACGCUUUGUUCAUCCUCCCGAACAUAAAGUUAGAAUUCAACGGCAAAUGUGAGCAGGAUCGCAGUACUUCAACUUUGACAUUGACAGCGCUAUACGUGCAACUGCGGCUGUCAUUUGUUUAAAAAAAAAAAUACUGAGAACAGUUUAUAUUCUCACGUGAAAGUUCUUGGAAUCUAAAAGAUGAGAGGAUUGCUUUCCCCUCAGUUCCUGCUGUUACUAAUAGCAUGUGUGCAAGCGGCGAACAUCACAACCGGCAACAAUAAUGCUGGAAAACUUCAAAAUUCGAACAGCAGGAAUCAAAGCUCUCAGAAUGAUAUCGAUCCCGUCGUGAUCAAUGGAUACGUUGUCACUGACCGAAGACUGGGAUUCGCACACUUGGCCAGGAUCGUUUUUGAGCCCUUUCCUUCUCUUCAAAGCCAGUGCACCGGGUCACUAAUAUCACCUAGCUUUGUUUUGACUGCGGGUCAUUGCUUGGUGAAAGGAGUGUUUAAAAUUUUCCGCUGGAAAUACAAAAACUUCAACGUCACUCUGGGUGAUCUAUCGACUUCUGAGACAGGAGAAACCCACGAACAUACUCGCUCAGGAAUUCCGCUGCCUUUUCCGUUUUACCCGAAAUUCAAAACGGCGAUAGACCCCACGGAUAUCGGCCUAUUGAAAAUUUCUCCUCAGGCAAACAUAACGGAUUACACAAAGCCAAUCGCAUUGCCGCCGAGUUCGUUUGAGUUGCCUUUGAACGCCACGGUCACAGUUGCUGGCUGGGGAGUCAGCGAAACAGGCGGAGAUGCUUCCGAUCUUCUGCGGUGGGGUUCAGCGCAAGUUGAUGACAGUGAAGCCUGCAGCGCGAAAUUGAGUACGAAGCAAAUUUGUCUUUUUGAUCAAGCCAGAUUGCAAUCAUCUUGCAACGGUGACAGUGGAGGGCCCGUAAUGUAUGAUGGUUAUGUUGUGGGCACAGUUUCGUAUGGCACAACCGACUGUCCCCUGGAUUCCGCUUGGGGAGCAGUUCGAGUGUCAGCAUAUGUUACCUGGAUUCAAAUACACACAGGAACUCUGUAAUGAUAACAGAAGUAUCUCAAAGUACCUCGCGACAAUGAAGAAAAUAAAAUGUGUGUGUUACGUG